GCCUCGGCGGUGGUCGCUCGCGCACGCCGCCGCCAUGACCGCAGCCUGGGCGACGCUAGUCGUGCUGCUGGGCGCGGCGCGCGCCUUCGAGUGGGACACGGUGACCGGACGCGGCUCGCAGCCGGUCUGCAUUGACAUCCCGCACAACAUGACCUUGUGCCGCGACAUCGGCUACAUGCGCAUGACGCUGCCCAACCUGCUGGAGCACGACAGCCUUUCCGAGGUCUCGCAGCAGGCAGCCUCCUGGGUGCCGCUGCUCAACGUGCGCUGCGAUCCUGACGCGCAGCUCUUCCUGUGCUCGCUGUACGCGCCCAUCUGCCUGGAGCGGCCCAUCUACCCGUGCCGCAGCCUCUGCCAGAAGGUGGAGAGCAGCUGCGGUGCGCGCAUGGCCGAGUACGGCUUCCCCUGGCCGGACAUAGUGCGCUGCACCAAGUUCCCGGCCGACAACGACAUGUGCAUCAAGGCCCAGUCCAACAAGCAGCCGCCAGAGAAGGUGAACCGGUGGGAGGACAACGGAGGGCCGCUGGUGAUCCAGGAGCCGCCGUCAGAGGCUUGCAACGCUUGCAGCCAGCCGGAAACAAAGGAGAACAUGCUCGAUCACUUCUGCCGGUCCGACGUAGCCGUGCGCACCAAGAUCCGGCGGGUACGCGCCGACCGACUGAUCGCCAGCAGAGCGCGCAUCUUCAAGCCACAGACGCCCAGCCGCGCCGAGCGGCGCGCGCUGCGCCGGCCCACCUUCCAGUGGGCGCACGACCCCGACUGCUGCCCGCAGCUGCAGCAGAAGGGCAUCAAGUACCUGGUGAUGGCGCGCCGCCAGGGCGACCAACUGGUACCUACCUUCAUCAUGCCAUGGAAAAAGUUGAAGAUCUCUCGCCAGGUGCGUCGACUCCUGCAGCGGCUCGACUGCUCCGACACGCGUGCCGUCCAGGCGGCCAUGCUGCCGCCAGCCGCCUCCGGGCGGCGCGCCCUGGCGGACGGGCUGGCGCACCGUCCCGCCGCGCCACCUCUCGCGCGCAAGGACGGAAUGUAG
This is a messenger RNA of Pollicipes pollicipes, 1030 nucleotides long. RefSeq names its product secreted frizzled-related protein 5. NCBI's taxonomy places the organism in Eukaryota, Metazoa, Arthropoda, Thecostraca, Pollicipedomorpha, Pollicipedidae. The transcript has 6 exons. Gene Ontology annotation, biological process: non-canonical Wnt signaling pathway; canonical Wnt signaling pathway. The coding region runs from base 35 to 1030 and encodes 331 amino acids. Gene Ontology annotation, molecular function: Wnt-protein binding. The record is from RefSeq and is a predicted model, not a curated record.